AUGUUUACAACUAAGAUCUCCAAAGCAUGUCAAGAAUGCCGGAGGCGCAAAAUUCGAUGCGAUGGAUUGAAUCCGUGUUCGACAUGUCAGCGACGAAAUACCGUGUGCCAGUUUCGGAAACGCGCUCGUGUGCGUCAGCGGCCGGGGACAGCCAUUCCACCACCAUCCGCUCAGGGGCCUGAUGCGCCCUUUGGCGACCUGGAAGAGACCCGUAGUCAGACCUUGACUGAAUCAGCAUCAGUGGUAGAUCUAGCUAGUCCCGGGGAGAAGCCGAAGGAGCACCAGCACCGGCCUAGUGAACCUCCAUCGCACCUCUACAGGGAUGUGCACAAGAGUGUGUCCGCCCGCGAAAAAUCGUCUUCAUCGGACUCGGUGGAAUUGUACUAUGGCCCAACCUCCGACUUCUCCCUCCUUCAGCAUCUUUACCGCCGUCUUUACAUUCAUGCGAAUCCGUCGGCUCCUCAACCCGACCGAGGUGAUACAGACGAGGUAGACCAGGGGCUGGACUUCUUCCGCAUCCGCCAUAUCUUCUUCGGACUAACGACGGCGGCACAGGGCUCUGACCAGGCCGAACAGCCCCUCCUGAAUCUGCCUCACGACAGGUGA
Messenger RNA from Aspergillus brunneoviolaceus CBS 621.78, 606 nucleotides. RefSeq names its product Zn(II)2Cys6 transcription factor domain-containing protein. The transcript has a single exon. The coding region runs from base 1 to 606 and encodes 201 amino acids. Gene Ontology annotation, molecular function: zinc ion binding; DNA-binding transcription factor activity, RNA polymerase II-specific; RNA polymerase II cis-regulatory region sequence-specific DNA binding. The record is from RefSeq and is a predicted model, not a curated record. Lineage: Eukaryota; Fungi; Ascomycota; Eurotiomycetes; Eurotiales; Aspergillaceae. Gene Ontology annotation, cellular component: nucleus. Gene Ontology annotation, biological process: positive regulation of transcription from RNA polymerase II promoter by galactose.